Messenger RNA from Pediculus humanus corporis (human body louse), 231 nucleotides. RefSeq lists its product as uncharacterized. The record is from RefSeq and is a predicted model, not a curated record. Bases 1 to 231 code for a protein of 76 amino acids. Lineage: Eukaryota; Metazoa; Arthropoda; Insecta; Psocodea; Pediculidae. The transcript has a single exon.
AUGAUGAAAAAAAAAAAAGCGCGGGAAUCGAGCGCGAGAGCGAGACCGAGACCGAGACCGAGACCGAGACCGAGACCGAGAGCGUACGGUAAAAACUGGACGUGCGUCGAGAUUCGAUUAGUGCAACAGGGGCACAGUUGCACCGAGGGAACGAACACGAAGAAAAAAAAGCCCGGUGAUCGAAACCGAGACCGAGACCCAGAGCGAGCGCCAGACGAGAACGUACGGUAA